AUGCUGCCUGGUGACAGCUUUGUGGAGCCACUGAGCAGGAAGACAGUCCGGCUUCAGGGGGCUUCACGACAGGAGGGCCAGACCGUGCCCCAAAUGGGAGGGUCACAGGCCCUGCUGGAUGCCAACGUGCUGGUGGCCCAGAGGCGAGUGAUUACAGUGCUCCGGAGGACCCAGGAGAGGCCAGAGUCGAGGGUACAGGGGCUUCUGGAGGCUGCCAUCGAGGACAUGAGACAGGCGCUGGCCUUGAGCCUGCACCACAUCCUGCAGCAGGCCUGGAGGCUGCAGAGGCAGCGGGAGGCAGCAGAGAGCAUCGUGGUCAGCGGCGGCAGGAUUGGGAUGAUGUGCUAUCCUGGGACGGCCCUGAGGGUCCCGGUCCUGUAUGGGAUGGAGAUCCCAGACCCCGAGGGCUCAGGGCUCCUGGUUCCUGUCCUGGGCAUGGAGAGUGACAGGAAUUCUGGUGCCGCCGCUCCCCUGGCAGGUUCAAUGGAAGAUGCUGAUGGCAAAGGUCUGGUCCCAAUUGCAAUUGGGGCUCAAGCCAUAGACCCAUUGACGGGGGAAGCUGGGCCUGUCAUUGGUGCUCAAACGGAUCCCUCUGCCGGGGUGGUGGUGCCCGUUGUCCAGGUGCUGGAGGCCUUACCUCGGGAAGUGAGGGACCCUGGUCUGCUAGACACCCUGGAGAAGGAGCUGAGAGCCCGGGAGCAGCACUGGCGCCGCCAGGAACACGAGGAGGCGCGGCUGGCGGAGCACCUGGCGGCCCUGAGCCGGGCGCUGCUCUCCGCUCCAGGGAAAGACCCAGGGCAGCAGUUGUCCCUCCGUGGCUCUGCAGGAUGGAGGGGGGAGGCGGCACUGGUCCAGCCCAGAGCUCCCGCCUCCCCUCCCUGGCCCACCGCUCUGGGCUUCCCAUCCCCGCAGCUGAAGGCGGCUGAGGGGGCCUGCGCGGCACUGGAGGCCUCCUGCCUGCGGGAGACCCAGAGGCGAGCCAGAGCCCUGAGCAGACACAGCGGCCGGGAGUGGGGCCUGCUCUCUCAAGCAGACAGAGAAGAGUGGGAACGGGAGACGCAGGUGACGCUGGGCAUGCAGAAAGUCCUGCAGAGUUUGGGACAGGCAGCCGAAAAGCUCAGGCAGGCAGCUGGCCGGCUGCGGGGCCAGGAGCAGGAGAUGCGGCUCCAGCAGAGGAAAAAUCAGAGUCCACAGAUCUGGAACCGCCCCAGGCAGGUGCUUCAGCAUCUCUCCACUGAGUUCCAGGAGGCAGUGAGGGAGAGACAGAGCUUCCUGGACAGGGCCCUCGGGCAGCUGCAGUACCAACGGGAGCUGAGCCGCCUCCAGCUCUUGCACACCCAGAUUGUUGCUUCAGGAACCCCUGUGUGUUUGGAGAAUUACCCUGGAGACAGAUUCUAUGGAACAACCACCACUUCUCCCAGGCCCCAGGCUGCUGCCUGCCCACAGUUGAUCCCCUUUCUGAAGAGCCUCACUACAGCGCUGGUGGGAGCGCAAGGCGGCAGGCUAGGACUGGAGGAUGAGGGGCCAGGAACAGAUGCAGAUAAAGUUGACAUCAAGUGGACCUCACCACUCUUCUCCACCCUGAAGAAAGUAGACAUCAGGUCCCAAGUCCACAAGGAUGGAGCUGAACUUCAAGGACAAGUGCAUCACAAGCCAGCCCCAAAAAGCUCUUUGCAGGAUCUACCAAAACCUCAGAUAAUGCAGAAGGAAGAGCUGGUAACUGUGCAAUCCACAGACCUUUCUGCCAGGGAGUUUGUGGUCUACCAGCACGGCCUCUCCAUCCUGCACCUCCUCAUCCCCCAGCUUCACGCUCCAGAGAUCACCCUGCAGAUUGCUUCCCGUCUUCCUGCCAUGGAAGCUUCAGACAAUGCCUUCCAGGGUUCCUUCUUCUAUCAGAGUGCUGAAAACACACUGUUUGUUGGGAGAGAAUGUUUGGCAUCGGUGGGAGGCUUUGUUCUGCUGUUGAUCCACUGCCUGGCCCACAUUGCUGCCCAGGACCUCCACCAGGACUCCAACCCCGCCUUCCUGAGGUCCUUUUACAAGGGGUUGAAGGCUUAUUUCAGGGAAGCAUUCUCCAUCACACUGCAAAUGUCAGCAGCUUCCCGGGACAGUCAGCUUGACCAAAGCCUAAGUGCUAUUCUGCUGGACGAGCAGCCCACCUCCGAAACAGGAAGGGAUCUUCUCUCUAAACUCAUUGAAGGGAAGCACCAGUCUCUCCUGGAGCCAGAGUCAUCAGAAGAGUAUAUUAAGAAAAAUAAAGACCGCCUCCUCUUCACCAAUAUGGAACAUUUCCUGAAAAACAUCCUCGAUGCAGAAAAACCAAGAGAUCAGCUUGGGGGUGAAGAUAAGUUGAACACAUCAGCAGAACAAAGGAUUGGAAAUUGA
This is a messenger RNA of Camelus dromedarius (Arabian camel), 2385 nucleotides long. RefSeq lists its product as uncharacterized. NCBI's taxonomy places the organism in Eukaryota, Metazoa, Chordata, Mammalia, Artiodactyla, Camelidae. The coding region runs from base 1 to 2385 and encodes 794 amino acids. The record is from RefSeq and is a predicted model, not a curated record. The transcript is spliced from 15 exons.